AUGGUCACCAUAAGUAGAACUCAAAAUGCAGGAAUUUUCUGGCCCAAGCAGGGCCUUGGUCCUCCCAACGUGAGGUGGGUGCCCCUCGGUUCACUCCCUCCUGCUCAGUUUUCAUUCCCAAAGCGAGUCCCAGCCACUCUACCUAGGUCCGCAGCACACGGACAUCCAGCGGAGCUUGGACCUGCUGGAAUUUGUUUUCAACUGAGUGGUUACUAUGAGCCAAGCACUGGAGGCUCAAACGGGAGCAAGAUUCAGUCCCUGCCCCGCAGGAGCUCCCGUCACGUGCGGAAGAGGACCGGAAACGGAGAGACCACGGACGAGGACCGGAAACGGAGAGACCACGGGAGAGGACCGGAAACGGAGAGACCACGGGAGAGGACCGGAAACGGAGAGACCACGGGAGAGGACCGGAAACGGAGAGACCACGGGAGAGGACCGGAAAUGGAGAGACCACAGACGAGGACCGGAAAUGGAGAGACCAUGCGAUACGGCCACGUUCGCUAUCCUUGGUGGGUCCUCUGCAUUGUCUUGUCUGCUUGGGUGCAUGGGGGCCUCAGAAUUCGAAUUCACCUCUGCAGCAGUGAGGACCCUUUCCCCCGACGUCCCCACGGGCCUGCUGCUAGGCUUUGUCAGGGCGUGCAGGCUCACCUGAAAGGCCACUGGCCUCCCUGCAACGUCCAUGGCCAGGGCCCUUGUUAUCCAGCCUUGAUCCCAAAGACCCGAAGCCAGCAGGAGACCCUUUCGACUCCUCCUCCUUUCUCCAGCUCGUACUUCAGUAUUGGGAAAAAGCCCCAGGAAGCCGAUUCAAUGUCUUAA
Molecule: messenger RNA, 816 nt
Organism: Piliocolobus tephrosceles (Ugandan red Colobus)
Lineage: Eukaryota; Metazoa; Chordata; Mammalia; Primates; Cercopithecidae
Exons: 2
Coding region: 1-816 (271 amino acids)
Source: RefSeq, a predicted model, not a curated record